UAAACACACAGAAAUCUGUUCCCCCCAACUUCUCACACACAAUGCUAGGUACACUGGUUCUGCUGUGGCUUGGGAUCUUUCUCUUCCUCCUUUUCAUUACGAUGAGAAGACCCAAAAACUUCCCUCCCGGACCAACACCUCUCCCUCUCUUCGGCAACCUGCUGCAGUUUAACCCGAAUGCUCCGCUAAAGGAGCUGGACAAGUUGUCCCAGCGUUAUGGGUCUGUGUUCAGUAUUUUUGUCGGUGGACGGCCCUGGGUGAUUUUGUCUGGACAGGAGGUGAUCAGAGAGGCCCUGGUCACAAGAGCAGCAGAAUUCACAGGGCGACCAGAUCAGCUGAUGGUCAGUCACAUUUUGGACAACAAUGGUGUGAUUAUGUCAGCUGGUAGUAAGUGGCGUGAACACCGGCGUUUUGCUCUGACCACACUGAGGAACUUUGGCCUUGGGAAACAUAGUAUGGAGGAGAGAAUCCUGGAGGAGGUCAAACACAUCUGUGAACGUUUGGAAAGACAUGCAGCUUUUCCGUCAGGGAUGUCAAUGGACCCCCAGAACCUCUUCCACAAUGCUGCCUCCAACAUCAUCUGUUCCAUCAUUUUUGGCUCACGCUUCAACUAUGAGGAUGAUUAUUUCCAGACACUCAUCGACAGAAUGCAGGAAUUUAACAAGAUUGUGAUUAGUCCCUGGGCCAUGAUCUAUGACAUUAUACCUCCUGUGAGAUGCCUCCCUCUGCCUUUUAGAAAAGCUUUUGAACACUAUGAAAAACUCAGAGCACAUAUUCUGAAAGUUGUUGCAGAGCACAAGAAUUCCUGGGUUGCUGGGAAGCCCAGAGACAUGAUCGACUAUUACCUGGACGAGAUGUUGAAGAGGGCAGGCCAAGGUCUGUCAUUUGAUGACACUCAGAUGGUGGCCCUGCUCUUUGAUCUCUUCCUGGCUGGAACUGACACAACAUCCAACACACUUCGUACACUGUCUCUCUACCUGAUGACCCACGAACAAAUACAGGAGCGCUGUCAGCAAGAGAUUGACAUGGUGCUGGGCUCCCGUGAACAUGUUUCAUACGAGGACAGACACGCUAUGCCAUAUGUUCAGGCUGUGAUCCAUGAAGCUCAACGUGUCAGUGACGUUGCACCACUCGGUCUAUUUCACACAACCACAGCCAACACUCAGAUCCGGGGCUACAGCAUCCCAAAGGGUACUCUGAUUGUCCCCUAUCUGUCCUCUGCACUGAGAGAGAAGGGUCAAUGGAAAUUCCCUGAUGAGUUUAACCCACAAAACUUCCUGAAUGAUAAGGGGGAGUUUGUGAAGCCAGAUGCCUUCAUGCCCUUCUCUGCAGGGCCUCGUGUAUGUUUGGGUGAGGGGCUUGCUCGCAUGGAGCUCUUCCUUAUUUUAGUCACCAUCCUGCGGAGAUUCCGACUGGUAUGGCCCGAAGACGGAGGCGUGCCGGACCACAGCCUGAUAUUUGGAGGGACUCAGUCAGUCAAACCAUACUGUCUGGGAGUCCAACUCCGACUUUAGAGCGAAAUGGGACUACAAGGACUGCUUGAGAUCAAAACUGAUGUUCUUUGCAAAGUCAAAAUUCAUUUACAAGACAUACAACUCAUCUGUAUGCAGCUUGGAGUGUUUGUGAAAAGUGAUAUUGUUAGUCAAAGGCAUGAUGUUUCCUCCUUUGCUCUGUUGUUCUCCAUUGUAUGACUUGGAAGAAAAGAGAGAAUAUUUUUCA
This is a messenger RNA of Chanos chanos (milkfish), 1719 nucleotides long. RefSeq names its product cytochrome P450 2F2. Gene Ontology annotation, cellular component: intracellular membrane-bounded organelle; cytoplasm. Gene Ontology annotation, molecular function: iron ion binding; oxidoreductase activity, acting on paired donors, with incorporation or reduction of molecular oxygen, reduced flavin or flavoprotein as one donor, and incorporation of one atom of oxygen; heme binding. The transcript has 9 exons. NCBI's taxonomy places the organism in Eukaryota, Metazoa, Chordata, Actinopteri, Gonorynchiformes, Chanidae. The record is from RefSeq and is a predicted model, not a curated record. The coding region runs from base 42 to 1514 and encodes 490 amino acids. Gene Ontology annotation, biological process: xenobiotic metabolic process.